This is a messenger RNA of Mytilus californianus (California mussel), 3689 nucleotides long. RefSeq names its product DDB1- and CUL4-associated factor 10-like. NCBI's taxonomy places the organism in Eukaryota, Metazoa, Mollusca, Bivalvia, Mytilida, Mytilidae. The transcript is spliced from 6 exons. The record is from RefSeq and is a predicted model, not a curated record. The coding region runs from base 102 to 1766 and encodes 554 amino acids. Gene Ontology annotation, molecular function: protein binding. Gene Ontology annotation, cellular component: Cul4-RING E3 ubiquitin ligase complex.
UGGAAAAUACACGAAAUGUUCCGAUAAUUAGCAGCUUUGCUUUUUUUGGUUUUUAAGACUUUCCAACUUGCCAACUGAAAUCUCUUGCAAAAGAAAUUGAUAUGUCGUUACGACAUCAACAUAGAAAAAGAAGACCACUCUAUGCUCUAUUACAAUCAAGACAACUUGGUGACAACGUUAAAGAAGGAGAUUCGAACAGAACAUGCUCGUCUCUAUUUUCAAACUUUCAAUCCAUUUAUACUUGGGAUCCCACAAAAUCAGAUAGUUGUCAUCAUGGUGGAAUUUUUAACUUUGAUUUUUCUCCGAAUGGGUCUCUACUAGCUGCAGCAUGUGAAGGUCACAGCGUCCUGAUGUUUGAUCCAUUCACACAUAAAUUAGUCAAAGAAGUUAACAAGGCUCACGAUGAUUGUGUAAACUGUGUUAGAUUUUUAGAUUCUAGGCUGCUUGCAACAUGUUCUGAUGAUAAUAAUGUGGCAUUAUGGGAUAUUCGUUACUUAAAAACCAGACUUCAUCUUUUAUGUGGUCAUACUAACUGGGUUAAAAACAUUGAAUAUGCAUCAGAUUGUGGUAAACUUGUUACGUCUGGAUUUGAUGGAAAUAUUUUUACCUGGGACAUUAACAGUUACUGUGAUGGUGCUAUUCAGGGACAAAAAGUGUUUUCACAUAAAAUGUUGAUGAGAUCGAAACUGUCACCAGACGGUUCAAAACUUAUAGUUUCAACACAGGAAGGCAAAAUUAUUCUGAUUAACAAUCUGGAUCUGAAUCAUCUUGCUGAAGACAUGAAAGAAUUUUUACCUCAAAGACUCUUUACACGUAGAGUUCAACGGGAUAGUUCUAUCAGGAAUAGAAAACAAAGGAAUGAUUUUGAGAUGAUUAAUGAUUGGCCAAUGGGCAACGGUGCUGGUGACAUAGCCUCUAUACAGAUUCACCCUCAGGGAUGGUGUGUUUUGUCACGUAAUGUAAGCAGAGAUUACAAGUCGGAGUGGACCUGUGUUCAUGAUGUUCAAGAUUAUGAUCCUGAUACAGAGGAAGAUAUGCAGGAGGAGUCUGAUUCUAGUCAAAGUAAUGUACCAGUAGAGGAAACCAGUAUUAAUCCAACACCAUCUGUACAACAAAACAGUGUACCUUACUUACUGCUGACAUCAGAACUAGAUUCUCCACUGUCUCCAGGAUCUGAGACAAGCAAUGAUGCAACUUUUGGUACUGUUGAAAGACAGACACUUGCUAACGGAUUCCAUCCACAACGGAUCAGUGUAGACAAUGUUUCAAAUAGUGAAACAGAAUCUUCCUCUGAUGAAACAGAGGGUACAGGUUUAUCACUCUUCAAUAACAGGUCACUUGAAAUAUUAAGUAUGAUUGGUGCUUUUGAGUUUGAAAAUGGUGAACCACCUCUUACUUUUCAUCAGAGACUUUCAGGAUUUAGCUUAGGUAAUAGAGACAAGACACGAAACAGACUUCUACAUUAUAUAGAGGAACCUAAUGUAGGCCGAGGGUUUAUAAAGGAGUUAUGUUUCAGUAACGAUGGCAGACUUGUUUGUUCACCAUUUGGAUAUGGGGUUCGAUUGUUAUCUUUUGACCCAGAUUGUAGUGAACUUUGUGAUAUAGCACCAUUGUCUAGUCCUAUCCAACCAUUGAGGAUGUAUGAGGUUGAGAACUGUCUUUCCCAUAGUAAUGUUGUAGUGACUUGUAAGUUUUCACCACAACAUUGUAUGUUUGUAUCAGGAUGUCUUAGUGGUAAAGUGGCCUUUCAUCAACCAGUUUUAUAACAGUGUUUCCAUGCAGUCAUCAAGUUUCCUUACCUCAUAUCAAUACCAAUAAAUAAGUCAACUCUUAAAUAGUCUGUCUUUGACAGUUGAAGGAUUAAUAUACCAAACAUUUUUUCUACCUGUUACACCAAAGACUUUUAAUUUGUUUUUGUUUUAGACAUUCAGGGAUUUCAUGGGGGAUUCAAAAUACAUAUUUUUGUGGUGAAGCUUUGCAAAUCUUGUUCAGUCACAAAAUAAAUUAUUUGUACAAAAACAAUGCUUAAAUUAUUUUGUUAGAUAAGUUUCCAGUAUAAUGACUGCAUGAUUUGUAUUUAUGUAUUUUUUAUUAUGUCAGUUCAAGCAUAUUCAAAGAAAAUUUGAAAUCAUUUUGUGAAUUUUUCUCAUUAUUAUUACAUACUAUAUAUGUCUCUGGUUUUAUUAUAACUGUAAAAAGCGUGAAGGGCCUAAUUUUGUCAAUCAUGUUAUUACUAGUGCCAGCAUCCCAAUAAAAACACAUAUAUAAGCAAAACAAUACUGUUACAAAAUAUUUUCCUUGCUGCCACAAAGGUUCAUUUAUAUAUUCCAGAGAAAUUUAUACAAACAGUCAAACCUGUAUUAAGCUGUCACUCAUGGGAAGUAUUAAAAGUGACCGCUCAAGGAGAGGUGACCUUGUAAAUGAGGUUCUGAAAAAAAAAAAAAAUUUAAUUGGACAUUGCCCGUAGCUGGGAUUUGGCAAAUUGUUUUAGUGUUUUCAAUUGAUAGAGUAACUAUUCUUGGGUAAGUCAAUAAAAAAAUGGCAUAUUCCAGCUUUAUUAGUUGGAAGAAAACUUUUUAAAAUAUAAUAAUAUUCGUGGAAAAAUAAGUCCGAGAUACUGUUUUCAACGCCAUUUAUUCAUGAAUUCACCUCAUUGUCUGAUUUCGGUUUCAAAUUGGUUCAGAUUGUCAUUUUGACUUCAAUACUGAACACAUAUGUUUUUGUCAUUAUUAUAUUGGUAGUAAAAAACGUUAAAAUAGUGAUUUAGUGCGAAAAUAAGGUGCCCCUGAAUUGGUAAUUUUAAGAAAAUUUUGCAGCUUUUGGUUAUUAUCUUGAAUAUUAUUAUAGAUAGAGAUAUAAACUGUAAACAGCAAUAAUGUUCAGCAAAGUAAGAUCUACAAUUAAGUCAACUUGACCAAAAUGGUCAGUUGACCCCUUAAGGAGUUAUGCCCUUUAUAGUCAAUUUUUAACCAUUUUUCGUAAAUUUUUGUAAUCUUUUACAAAAAUCUUCUCCUCUGAAACUACUAAGACAAAUUUAACCGAACUUGUCCACAAUCAUCAUUAGGGUAUCUAGUUUAAAAAAUGUUUCCGAUGACCCCGCCCGCGAACCAAUAUGGCUGACAUGGCUAAAAAAUAGUACAUAGGGUAAAAUGCAGUUUCUGGCUCAUAUCUCUGAAACCGAAGCAUUUAGAGCAAAUCUGACAUGGGGUAAAAUUGUUUAUCAGGUCAAGAUCUAUCUGCCCUGAAAAUUUCAGACCAAUCAGGCAACAUGUUGUUGGGUUGCUGCCCCUGAAUUGGUAAUUUUAAGGAAAUUUUGCCGUUUUUUUGGUUAUUAUCUUGAAUAUUAUUAUAGAUAGAGAUAAACUGUAAACAGCAAUAAGGUUCAGCAAAGUAAGAUCUACAAUUAAGUCAACUUGACCAAAAUGGUCAGUUGACCCCUUAAGGAGUUAUUGCCCUUUAUAGUCAAUUUUUAACCAUUUUUCGUAAAUUUUUGUAAUCUUUUACAAAAAUCUUCUCCUUUGAAACUACUAAGACAAAUUUAACCAAACUUGUCCACAAUCAUCAUUAGGGUUUCUUGUUUAAAAAAUGUGUCCGAUGACCCUGCCUGCGAACCAAGAUGGCCGACAUGGCUAAAAAUAGUACAUAGGGCAAAAUGCAGUUUUUGGCUCAUAUCUCUGAAACCAAAGAAU